Molecule: messenger RNA, 210 nt
Organism: Phytophthora sojae
Lineage: Eukaryota; Oomycota; Peronosporomycetes; Peronosporales; Peronosporaceae
Exons: 1
Source: RefSeq, a predicted model, not a curated record
GCCAUCGCAAUCGCAUGCAGGGGGCACGUGAUGAAGCUGUUCUUGUCGGGAAAGAGAGAGAUGCCCUGCUCGUCUGAAGUCUUCACGCGGAUGAGCCGGACGAACACAAAAUCCGCACUCACAGACAGGUUUCCCUUCACCACGAACCCCAGCUCUGAGGCGCGGCCAAACGCGUACCACAUCAGCGCCAGUAACGCGGCAUCUUGGUAG